AUGGCCGAACCGUCAAAGGACCCAAAACAACCCACGGAGUCAAAAUUGACUCCGGGAGACUCAACGGAGUCUCCCAUCGCAGGUGCGUUGGAUGAAUCGGGGUAUCAAAAGAUACUCUCAGAGUUCAUCCACAUAAACCUCCUCGAAAACUGGGGCGAGUAUACUGACGACUCGGAUUCGUUAACAGAAACAUCCGGGGAUCUUUCUGAUCCCCUCCCAGUCACUCAGGAGGACAUCGAGCAGGCAAACCGCUUAGGUGAGUUGUCUGCAUCGACACCUCUCCCUCCCGUUCCCGAGGAAGACGCCGUGACGACGGCGAUGGAGGUAGACGAUGUGGUAGUCGAGGCGCCAGUCGCCACCUACCCAUUGGAAGCAAUGACAAGCCGUCAGGCUUCUGCAACUGCAGAAGCCUCAGGCAUGGAUCUGUCGUCGCUGCCUGCCCUUCCGCCGUCUCCGCCUCCUCCACCGCCCAGAACGUACCCUCAAAUUGAGGGUACUGUAAACAGCACUGGUGGUCCCAACUGGGACCCCAGUAACUCCAACUUGCAGUACCACGAACGGUUGCAGAUAAUAAUGCACCCGGGAACGUACUGCGAGAUGUGCAGACAAUAUGUCUGCCAUCUCGACCACCACCACCUCUCCCACUCUGAUGGGGUUGACGACGCCACCCGGGAUCGUCAAGCUCAUCAAAGUAACCUUCUCCAGCAGUCCCGAGCAGAGGGACGCGAGGAAGGGUAUCGCAGCGGUCAAUCGGACCAACGUGAUAUAACGGAAGGAGAGUUGCGUCAGCUCCGCCAGCAGGUUCAAUCCCUGACGGAGCAGAACUCCAACCUUUCGGGGCGAGUCAGCGCGUUGAAGGCUCAACUGGGAGCCUCCGCGACGCAGGAACAGGAUUACGGGAGAAUCCGUGAAGACCUGCGUAGACUCGAGGAGUCUAACAAAAGGAAAAGCGCCCAGGUUAGCCAAUCGGCUAAACUGGCGUCCAAAAACGACGAGGAGUUGAAAGCCCUCCAUAAGAGGGUCAACGAGGUAUCCUCUCGGCUCGAGGAAUCCCUCGCUGAUUCACGGAGGCUUGCAGCUCGCAAUCGCGAGCUGCAGGAACAGUCGGACAGGCUCCAGCACGACCUCUCGUGGAUGAGGCCCGCGUAUGACAGCCUGAGGAGGGAGUACGACAAAGAGCGCAGGAUAAACCAUCCUGACGCCGCGUUCUCUGACUCCGACGAUUCCUAUGAGGGCUACCCGAAAGGGGCCCAUAGCUUCGCUCCACCAAAAGACUCGGGGUCAACAGAUCCCGUGGUCACCGAAGAGCAGGAUGAGGACAUGGACAAGCAAGUCCAUGAAGCCGAAGGAGCGGGAGCAAUUGCCCCCACCACAUCCUCCUCAACAACAGCAGGGCCAAAUGCUCCUGUUGUUCGUCUCCCACCACGCUCUCCUCCGACAGCAGGGCCGUCGCGUCUCACAAGGAUCGACGACUCUGAUGACGAAGGAGAAGGUUCCGGCCCGGAUAACGAGGUGUUGGCAGGCCUGGGAUGGAUGACUACCCCAGGCAUGCCAGGAUCUACGGACUCUGGACGCAGGCGCGCUAGGCGCUCUCGUCAAAGACAAAACAGGUCUAGACGAGAGGCCGAGCUGAUGGCAAGAAUGCCUCCGCCUGCAAAUGCUCCCGCCGCCCCUAAUCCCGCUCCUUCCUCUUCGUCUGACACGAGCGGUAAGCGCAAGCGUGACGACGAAGAAGGACAACAAGGCGAGCGGGAUUGGACACGCGGCUCCCUUCGUAGUGAGAGGGACUAUGAAGAAGUGAUCAUCGCGAGCGAGGGAGGCAAUGACUCCGCGACUCGACGAUUGAUCAUGGAGGAUAAUAACCUCCGAUGUGUACAACCAGAGAGACUGUCAUUGGGGCAGCGACGCUUCCUCCAAUGGUCAUCUCAAAGAGACCUGCGUGCACCCCGGCACGCUUCCUCCUCUGGUGAAGUGGGAGCUCCUUCGCGGCAAAAGAAGUCGCGAACUGAGGGCUCCGCUCCCAAUGCAAGGUCCGAGUCGCAAUCUGCGACAAGGACCAUCGCUGAUCUCCCGAGGCCCCGAGCUCAACGCAGCCGGGCUCCUCCUCCUGCCCUGCCUCAACCGGGCUCUAACGCGAGCGAUAGAGAAUGGGCAGAGUACUGGAAUCACCCCGGUGUGACCAUGCCGCAAGGCGCUCUCAUCAUCAGUGGUGAGAUCGAUCUUCGCUGGGUCCGCCAAUAUCGGUGGCUCGAGUCGAUCGCUCCGGGGGCUGCUUCGAACAGCCCAGAGGACAUGCUCGUGGCACGUCAGGAUGCAAACGCAUUCCGACGAUACACCAUGACCGUGGCCUCUGUUCCCGGAAACCUGGAAGCCCAAUGGGCUUACCAUUCUCUUCAAUCGGUGGUUCCAACUGGAACCACCACUCCGCGUCUUGAUCACUCUCUCAUUGGCAACGAGAGAGCGAUGUUGCGUCAUCUCCGGCUGGUAAUAACAUCAGCCGGACAGUUGCACGAGCUCGAAAGAUGGGCUCGUACUCGACGCAACAACCUUCUUGGUCGACCCGGACUCUCCGACGCCGACUUUCCUCAGGCUCCCAACCGGGCGAGCCUUGAGGAAACGUGGGCUCAAGCCCGUGAUCGUGGCCUUGCCCAGGAAGCCCAACCUUCGGCUUCCUGGUUCUCUCAAUCCGCCGCUGAGGUUCAAAUGCAACCUCCGCCUCCUAGAUCACCUGCGAGUGAGGCUCAAAUGCAGCCUCCCGCACAUCAACCUCAGCAGUGGCCUCAACCGCCACAGCAGCAGCAGCAAUGGCAGCCCCCACAACCGACUCUCACAUGGCAACAGCCUGUGCAGCAGCAGCAGUGGGCUCCAUAUGGGUCAACAUCGACUCAAUGGGGCCAGCUUACGUCGUUCGCGCAACAGCCCGGGAGUCAGGGUAAUGUUCCACCAGCUGGUGGAUUCACUUACCCGGCUCCCGCCCCUCAACCAUCCUACCCGUACUAUCAGGGCUGGCCGCGCGAACAAAGUUCGCAAUCCUACGCAUACCCUCCGUCGGGCCCUAACCAGUGGCCCCAACCGAGUGGUAGUGGUAUCCCCGCGGCUCCGCAAAAUGCAGGAGCCCCUCUCUCUUCGGCAGUGCCUCAGCCGGCACCAACUCACCCAACGAUAUACUCGUUUGGUCAGUUUGGUCCCGCUGGGGCUGCACUAGGUCCUCAAUCAGGAGCCCAGGCGGAGGCCGACCCAUCAUCAUUUCCACCCUCACCUCCAUUCGGUCCUCCUCCCCCUGGCCCUCCUGGACCCGCGCCGCCAUCCUAA
Messenger RNA from Stereum hirsutum FP-91666 SS1, 3312 nucleotides. RefSeq lists its product as uncharacterized. The record is from RefSeq and is a predicted model, not a curated record. Lineage: Eukaryota; Fungi; Basidiomycota; Agaricomycetes; Russulales; Stereaceae. The coding region runs from base 1 to 3312 and encodes 1103 amino acids. The transcript has a single exon.